This is a messenger RNA of Phyllopteryx taeniolatus (common seadragon), 7747 nucleotides long. Its product is annotated as mediator of RNA polymerase II transcription subunit 13-like. NCBI's taxonomy places the organism in Eukaryota, Metazoa, Chordata, Actinopteri, Syngnathiformes, Syngnathidae. The transcript has 30 exons. The record is from RefSeq and is a predicted model, not a curated record. Gene Ontology annotation, molecular function: transcription coregulator activity. Gene Ontology annotation, cellular component: mediator complex. Gene Ontology annotation, biological process: regulation of transcription by RNA polymerase II. Bases 767 to 7066 code for a protein of 2099 amino acids.
AAUCCAUGAGCUGAAAUAAUGGAAAUCUGCUGCUGGAGACGCGGAGCGCGAGCAGGGGGGCGCGCAAGCCGAUGAGUAGCCUCACCGUUUCGCCUUUUGCUUCCUUUCUCGGGGGGGCGGGGGGGGGGGGGGCUGUUUUUUUUUUUUUUUUUUCGGAAUCGUUGCGGGGAGCAUCAUGGUGCUUGUUAGUGAAGCUGGGGGCGGUGGAGCUAAUUGUUUUAUAUAGGCUCGCGUUGUGGACCUCUGGCAUGUUAGCUCCUCUGCUAGCAGGCUAACUGAGACCAAGGGGAGGGGAGAGAGCGACAGACAGACACAUAGAGUUCCUUUGCCUUGAAAUUGUUUCAGAUCGGCUAGCGGCCAUUAGCAUUAGAGCUCCAGGGGCUGAAGUUUUUCUUUUGACUUUCGGAACCCCCCCACCCCCCCUCCCCGUUUUCGGACCGCGAAUAUCACUUAGUCAGCGCUACUCAAUCCGGGUCAUGUUAACUCGUGCUAUUUGGAUAUUUACGGUAAUGUAGCUCGCACGGGACAAUACAUUUCACAUCGUUGAGCUAGAUGCUUGUCUUUCCGGUCGAUGCGAUCUAUAACGUUGGGUUAGCGGUAGCUAGCGCCGGCUGGAAGUUGUCUGCCUGACUAGCGGCGGCGGCUAGUCGUAGCAGCAGUAAAACACUAGCGCUUCUCCGGCUCAAGCGCUAACCCACCCACCCCCUCCCGAGCAGUUCUUGUGUGAGACGAUGGACUUAAAGGUUCCGAGGACGCAGUGACAAGGAUGAGUUCGUGCUUUGUUCCAAACGGGGCCAGUUUGGAGGACUGCCACUCCAACCUCUUCUGCCUGGCUGAUUUGACCGGGAUAAAAUGGCGACGCUUUGUGUGGGAAGGGCCUACCUCGUCGCCCAUCCUCUUCCCUGUGACUGAGGAGGACCCCAUCUUAUGCAGCUUCAGCCGGUGCAUGGCGGCCGAUGUGCUGAGCGUGUGGCGGCGGCACCACACGCCCGGUCGCAGGGAGCUCUGGCUCUUCUGGUGGGGCGACGACCCCAGCUUCGCCGAGCUCAUCCACAACGAACUCUCGAGUGAGGAGGAUGGCGAGUGGGAGAGCGGCCUGUCCUACGAGUGUCGCACGCUCCUGUUCAAAGCCAUCCACAACCUGCUGGAGCGCUGCCUCAUGAACCGCGGCUUCGUACGCAUUGGCAAGUGGUUUGUGAAGCCUUAUCAGAAGGAUGAGAAAGUCAUCAACAAAAGCGAGCACUUGUCCUGUGCGUUCACAUUCUUCGUGCAUGGCGACAGCAAUGUGUGCACAAGUGUGGAGAUUGCGCAACACCAGCCUCUGCAGCGACUGAGUGAGGGGCACCUGAGCCUCGCCCAGCAGAGCUCCAGCCCCUUGCAAGUCAUCUUGAGCCCGUACGGCUUGAACGGGACCCUCACGGGCCAGGGCUUCAAGAUGUCCGACCACCCUACUCAGAAGCUCAUUGAGGAAUGGAGGCAGUUUUAUCCCAUCAGCCCCGAUCCCAAGGAGGUCCAGGAGGAAAAGAUGGAGGACGGCGACUGGGAGGAUGACUCCCUGGGGGCUGUGGAAGUCCUCGUCGCUGGGGUGAGGAUGGUGUACCCUUCCUGCCUGGUGCUCCUUCCUCUGACCGACCUCCCCGCGGUGGUCCCUCAAGGCUCAUCCAACACCUCAGGAAGCAUGUGCAGCGCUCAACCAUGCCAGGCCGCCCACAGAGACCCCGCCAUGUCCUCUGUCACGCUGACGCCACCGACGUCACCAGAGGAAGCUCAGACUGACUAUCAGCCGGCACAGAAGUGGCAUAAAUUGUCCUCUGUGUCUGAUGGCUACAGUUCCAACAACACUCUUCACGGGGGGAAAAUCCCUCGCAGGUUGGCCAGCCACAUGGUGGAGUCUGUUUGGCAGGAGUAUAACAUAAACCGCAUGGGGAACAAGAGGAAGUUUACAAACUUGACCAAUGGGACCUGUGAGGAGGAGGCAGACAAACCUGGGCUUUGGGAUUUCGUGGAGCCUGUCCACAGGCCACAUUGCAAUUGUUUAAGACAUAAAAAUCAGAAGCAGCGGCCCAACAACGCCUCAGGACACCCGCCGUUGUCAGGCCAGCCCACCCCGCCGGCCCCCAAGCACAAGCUGGGCGAGAAGCUGGAGAAGGGGGAGAAGCAGCAAAAGAGGCCCCAGACGCCCUUUCACCACCGCAACUCUGUGAGCGACGAGCAACCGCUGGAGCCUCAAACCCAGAGACUUUGUCUGCGAACGCAAGAAGAGGGAUCCUAUCCUAGCCUACACCACGUGGACACCACCGCGCCCUCCAAAGCCCCCACGCUGCACACCCACGGCCCCCCCACCGACCUCGUCGGCUCGCCGCCGCCCCCGCCACUCAGCCCGCACCCCUGCGACCACGUUGAAGGCGACCUGACUCCGGGUGGCAUGAAGAACUCCACGCCCAUUCACCAGCCCUUCUACCCCCCUUCAGUGGAGCCUUGUCUGUUGCCUCAGAAAGGUUCGUCUGAGGAGCCCACUCCAGAAAACAUGCCCUUGCCUUUGCCCUUUCCCCCUCCCUUUAACGAAACCUUGGAGCCCACAGUCUUUAUCGGUUCUGCUGUUAACCCUAACGAAGACCCCGGGCACAACCCUUGGAAGUAUUUUAACUUGCCGAGGAAGAAGGCAUCCAUCUUUCACACGCCUAUGCUACCUGUGGAUAAAGUACGCGAUGACUCUGGAGGUGGCGCAGUAGCGGAAAGUGUUGUGUCUGUUACUGAGUUAAUGGCAGGCUACAUGCAGCCUCUCAAAGUGUCCCAGGAACUGGUGAAGACCUACGCCCAGCGGAGGAACACCUACCUGUCCUGUGCCACAGUGGACGGUGACCACGGUGAGGAGCCGGACCCUUAUGCCUUCGUCGAGGGGGACGAGGAGUUCAGUUUCACGGAAAAGAGGGACAAGGCUGGAGCUGAGAGGGAUGGGAGCAAGAAACACAAGCUGGAUGAUGGAUCGGGGGCUUCAGCUGACGAAGGUCAAGGUCCAUCGGGCACUAAGCCGGCCGCCUCCACCAGCCUCAUCCAUGAGAACGACUUGGCUGUGUCCUACAGCGACUUGGAUAAAAUUUUCAAUUCGGAUGAAGAUGAGCUAGCGCCUGGAGCCAAAAGAGCUGGCGCAGGUGUAGAUGAGAAGUUUGUCUCCAAAGAUGCAAAACCCACCUCUUUGGACCCGUUGUCAUGUAUAAGCACGGCAGAUCUGCACAAGAUGUUUCCCACCCCGCCCUCUCUGGAGCAGCAGGGUUACUCCCCCAUGAACUCUGGCAGCAAAGACAGCCUGGAAGCGGGGGCGGGCCUCACCCUGCUGGACGGCAGCCAACUGAACAACCAGUUCAAGAUGGAGGUGGAGGAGGGUUUCUGUAGCCCCAAGCCCUCUGAAGUAAAGGACUUCUCUUUCGUGUACAAGCCAGAAACGAGUCACCCGUUCAUCGGCUGCUCUAUGUACGCCCCGCUGAAGACGCUUCCCAGUCAGUGUCUGUUGCCGAUCAAGCUGCCAGAGCACAAAUAUGUGUACAUGCGCAGCUGGAGUGUCGGCAAAAUGGAGCUGAUUCCACCGGUGGUGACAAAAGACGGUAACAUCCCAAGUGUGGAGGCUGAGGACAUUCAGACCCACACCCCUCAGACCCACACACCCGUCAUGUCCAGCAGUGCCCCACCCAGCAACAGCGGCGCGGGCAUCCUCCCCUCCCCAGCCACGCCCCGCUUCUCUGUGCCCACGCCUCGCACUCCACGCACCCCUCGAACUCCCCGUGGACCUUCCAGCGUCCAGGGCUCGCUCAAGUACGACAACUCGGACCUCUACUCUCCCGCCUCCACUUCCUCCACCUGCCGACCACUCAGUUCUGUGGAGCCGGCCACCGUCCCCUCCAUCCCGGAGGCCCACAGCCUCUAUGUCACACUUAUCCUAUCCGAGUCGGUCAUGAACCUCUUCAAGGACUGCAACUUCGACAGCUGCUGUGUGUGCGUGUGCAACAUGAAUAUCCGAGGGGCCGAUGUGGGCGUGUACCUGAAGGAUAACGGGGAAGCCCAGUACCCCUGCACGUGCGGCUUCAGCGCCGUUGCCAACCGCCGCUUCGGUCAGUCCGCCGGGCUCUUCCUGGAGGACGAGCUGGACGUGGUCGGGCGUGGCUCGGAUGCCAGUCGCGACACGGAGCGUUGCUUCGAAGAGUUGCGGGCAUCUGUGAAACACAAAUCCUGCAGUCUGAAGGAGAAACCACCAGAUGAGCUCAUUCUGCUGCUCCAGGACCAGUGCACCAACCCAUUUGCACCGAUGGCAGGUGUGGAGUACCCCAAACUGAGCUCUGCCCCCAGCUCCUUUGUGAGGGUGGAGGAGAGAGACUGUUACAAUGACUGCUACAUGGCGCUGGAGCACGGCAGGCAGUUCAUGGACAACAUGUCAGGAGGCAAAGUUGACGAAACACUAGUGAAAAGCACUUGUCUUCACCAGUGGCCAAAAUGCAAAUCAGCGGACAUGAACAAGCUGUUCUCUCAGGAUGUCCUGCGGGUGCUGUUGUCCCUCCAACCUGUCUUGCAGGAUGCCAUUCAGAAGAAGAGGAGCGUGCGCUCAUGGGGGGUGCAGGGACCCCUCACCUGGCAGCAGUUCCACAAGAUGGCCGGCAGGGGGUCUUAUGGUACAGAUGAGUCUCCUGAGCCGCUGCCCAUCCCCACAUUUCUCGUGGGCUACGAGUACGACUUUGUGGUACUGUCCCCCUUUGGCUUGCCCUAUUGGGAAAAGCUGCUCCUGGAUCCCUUCGGCUCCCAGAGGGAUGUCGGCUUUGUUGUCAUCUGCCCAGAAAGUGAAACGCUCCUAUGCCGGGCCAAGACCUUUUUCAAAGAAUUGAGUGCCAUUUACGAGGCGUGCCAGCUCGGGCAGCACAGGCCCAUCUGCAAAAAUCACCCUGAGGGCAUCCUGAAGGUGGGCAGCACAGAAGGCAGGAACAUGGCAGAGCAGCCCCUCAGCGACUGGUUCCUCAAGAUGGCCGCCAGAGAUGCCAACAGCGAGGCCUUCAAUAAACUUAAACUCUUUGCUCAAGUGUGCCGCUACGAUCUAGCUCCUUACCUAUCAGAGCAGUCUUUGGACAGCUCACUCCUCUCUCAGCGCAACCCUGCCACGGAAUCCUCGCAUAACUCCACCUCUUCCAGCGCUGCCUCAGGACACACAAGUGCCACCGGCACCGCCCAGAUCAACAGCGCCCCUCCGCUUCCCCUCCAGGUCUUGGGUGGGUUGCCGUCAUCCAAGCUCGGCACCUACCCCCAGUUUGGAGCCAGCGGGUUGCAGGGCAGCGCGUCGCAUAACGGGCCUCAGUUGAACCCGCAGGGCCCGGUUGCGGAAAAUGGUCCCGCUGCUCAAAGCUCGAGUGAGGCGCCAGAGAGCACAAUGGACAGAGAUAAAGUGGGAAAGCCAACGGACGGGGAGUCCCACGCCAUCUCCUACCCGCCCGCUAUCGUGGUGUACAUCGUGGACCCGUUCAGCUACACAGACGCUGACCGCGAGGUCCACUCCAGCGCAUACACGCUGGGCCUCCUGCGUUGCUACAUAGAGAUGCUGCAGUUCCUUCCUGCUCGCAUCAGAAAUGCAGUCUCCGUGCAGAUUGUUCCAUGCCAGUACCUCCUGCAGCCUGUGCACAGUGGCGAGCGUCACCUGUACGGCCAGCACCUCAAGUCGCUCGCCUUUUCCGUCUUCACGCAGUGUCGGCGGCCCUUGCCGAACUCCACCAACUUCAAGGCUCUGACGGGCUUCGGGCCUGGCCUUGCCAUCGACAUGGCGCUCAAGAACCCAGAGAGGCCAGAGUGUCUGCGUCUCUACACGCCGCCCUUCAUUUUGGCGCCGGUGAAAGAUAAGCAGACAGAGCUGGGCGAGACAUUUGGGGAGGCGUCGCAAAAGUACAACAUCCUGUUUGUGGGCUACUGCCUAUCUCACGACCAGCGCUGGCUGCUGGCGUCCUGCACCGACCAGCACGGUGAGCUGCUGGAGAGCUGCAUCAUCAGCAUUGACGUGCCCAACAGGGCUCGCAGGAAAAUGAGCUCAGCCCGGCGACUGGGUCUGCAGAAGCUGUGGGAUUGGUGUCUGGGCCUGGUGCAGGUGACGUCACUGCCUUGGAGGGUGGUGAUUGGUCGCCUGGGAAGAAUGGGACACGGCGAGCUGAGAGACUGGAGUAUUCUGCUGAGCAGGAGGAACCUUCAGUCCCUCAGCAAGCGCCUGAAGGAGACUUGCCGGAUGUGCGGCAUCUCUGCUGCCGACACUCCCAGCAUCCUUAGCGCCUGCCUGGUCGCCAUGGAGCCCCAGGGUUCCUUUGUGGUUAUGCCAGAUUCCGUGUCGACUGGCUCCGUGUUCGGCCGCAGCACCACGCUCAACAUGCAGACGUCGCAGCUGAGCACGCCGCAGGACACGUCGUGCACGCACAUCCUGGUGUUCCCCACCUCAGCAAUGGUGCAGGUCAACACCAACACGUCGGAACCCAUCGACAUCAACUUCAACCCUAUCAAUCCAGACGGCUCUGACGGAAUGGGCAUCUUUGACCUGUUCGACAAUGACAUGGUGGACCCGGACAUCAUCAGCAUCCUGCCCAACUCGCCCACCACGUCUCCUGUGCACUCGCCUGGCUCGCACUACCACCAGGGCGGCGAUGGAAGCAAGGGUCAAAGCGCGGAUCGCAUGGAGUCUCACGAGGAGGCCUUGAACAUCCUGCAGCAGCCGAUGGCGCUGGGCUACUUCGUGUCCACCGCCAAGGCCGGACCGCUGCCAGACUGGUUCUGGUCAGCCUGUCCUCAAGCUCAGAACCAGUGUCCUCUUUUCCUCAAGGCUUCUCUGCACCUGCACGUGUCUUCUGUCCAAUCAGACGAGCUUCUGCACAGUAAACACUCCCACCCCCUCGACUCCAACCACACCUCUGAUGUCCUCAGAUUUGUCCUGGAGCAGUACAACGCCCUCUCCUGGCUGACGUGCGACCCCGCCACUCAGGACCGCCGCUCCUGUCUGCCCGUUCACUUCGUGGUGCUCACGCAGAUGUACAACUUCAUCAUGAACAUGCUCUGAUGCUCACGAGCCGUGGUCGCAGGACCCGUCACGUGACACGCCAGGAGCUGCAAGAAGCCUCUCGGCUCUCCCGCCAGCGUCCAAUCAGUUGCCAAGAAUCCAUUUUGGAUGAUCAAGGGAGGUUUCGUAAAAAGGUGUUUUUAAUGACUGUAGAUUGCAAUCGAUGAAAUUUUAUCCUAAUGAAAUGCCUGCAUAUAUUAUUUAUUGUAAGUUUUUAAAUGUGGAAUUUUUAACGCUUAAUAUCUUUUAUAUAUUACAAAUCCUAGGGGGUGUGUACAUCUCAGUGUAAAGGAAGUGGCUUUGGAACAAGUGGUAAACUUUUUGCUGUAGAUGGCUUUUAGAAUCUUAUUUUUUCAAAGAAGGGUACCCGCCUUUUUAUCGCCACGCUGUAAACAUGAAGUGGACGCCUGACCCCGCCCCUCCCCGCGGCGAGUGGACAGGAAGCGUCUCGUGGACGCGCGCUCGCCCGCCAUUUGGGGCUCCAGACGCUCUCGCACACUUUAACUCAAUGAGCUUUGAAGAGGAAUUCAAAAGGUACAUUGUCAGAUUAUAUAUUUUAUAUAACAGAUUUAGGUAAUCUUGUGUGCGUGUGUGUGUGUGUGUGUGUAUAUGUGUACAUAUAAUUGUGUGCCGCUACUGAUGGUGCAGCUUCUGUUUUAGGAAUAAAGUGCGUCUACAUGA